Aspergillus affinis is the source of this 1101-nucleotide messenger RNA. RefSeq lists its product as uncharacterized. The coding region runs from base 1 to 1101 and encodes 366 amino acids. Gene Ontology annotation, molecular function: acyltransferase activity, transferring groups other than amino-acyl groups. The record is from RefSeq and is a predicted model, not a curated record. The transcript is spliced from 3 exons. Lineage: Eukaryota; Fungi; Ascomycota; Eurotiomycetes; Eurotiales; Aspergillaceae.
AUGUCACUUUCCAAGCAGCCGGUAACAUGGACCAACGACGAAUAUUUUAUAUCCACCGACAAAGAUCUCGUCUCGCUGUCUGCUCUGAACUCUGCGUUUGAUUCAGAAAUGCUCUACUGGUCGAAGCCUUAUCCAGACGAUAUCCUACAAGAAAUCAUAAACAAUUCCUUUUGUUUUGGGCUAUACAAAAUGACAAACAACACAAUGACCAAAGAUCCCAAUUCAAAAACAGAUAAAGUCCCUCAAAAACACGAACAAAUCGGGUUUGCCCGUCUAAUAACCGACUACGUGACUUUCGCAUACUUGACCGACUUCUAUGUCUUGCCCGAGUAUCAGGGGAGGGGAUUUGGGGGCUGGUUGAUUGACUGUGUCGACGAAGUGGUGAAACCUUUGCCACAUCUCAGAUGGAUUAUGCUUCGGACCUCUUCGAUUCGCGACGCAGAUAAUUAUCGUCGAUCCAAAAAUUUAACUACCCACAGGAUCACUGGAACUGUUAUUCCUGCAGCGAACUCUUCGCCCGAACAUGCUGAUAAGCUGCGGGAUUUGCGAAACACAACGCCUGGUACUACACUGGCUGUGAUCCUCAGUAAUACUUUUAGUGAUGAUCCUACAAAAUGGGACCAUGAAUAUCAGUUCAAGGAGGAGAACACGGAUACCUCGGAGGAGAGGUGUGCCGAGCCAUCGGGAGAUAUCUUCCAGUCACAGCAUUCAAGCGAGACCUGGAAGACCCCUAACGUGUCAGCACUCGCCACCAUGGUACCCGAUACCUCUUUGGAGCAGUCUCCCUCAAACAGCAACAUUCAUCAAUGGCUCAACCAGCUGUACACUGCUUCGCGAGUAUUCGAGAUUGGCGAGCUUUUGACUAACUCGGCAAGGAGACAGAAAUGCUCGUCGGCGGAAGUCCUCGACCAGACCUGCCAGAGCACUUGGGCGAUGCAUCAGCAUCUCCGGCAGAAGCUUGCAGUCACAGACGAACGAGUACUCCAGGCUUACUGUUCAUACGUGGACGAGAUGGCAGGCUACCACAUCGCGGAUCCUCGCUAUUGGCUGGGUGAGAUAGGCCUGGCUAUCAAGGAUGGGAUAUUGCUUACGAAAUCCUAA